This is a messenger RNA of Triticum dicoccoides, 898 nucleotides long. Its product is annotated as GDSL esterase/lipase At5g45920-like. The coding region runs from base 1 to 714 and encodes 237 amino acids. The record is from RefSeq and is a predicted model, not a curated record. The transcript has a single exon. NCBI's taxonomy places the organism in Eukaryota, Viridiplantae, Streptophyta, Magnoliopsida, Poales, Poaceae.
AUGAGGCCGUCGAUCGUGCUGUUCGGCGACUCCAUCACGGAGGAGUCGUUCGGGGAGGGCGGGUGGGGCGCGCACCUGGCGAACCACUACUCGCGCUCCGCCGACGUCGUGCUCCGGGGCUACAGCGGCUACAACACCCGCUGGGCGUCCCUGGUGGCCGACCGCGCAUUCUCCGCCAUCCCGGCGUCGGCGGCCGUCGCCGCCGUCACCGUCUUCUUCGGCGCCAACGACGCGUCGCUCCCCGACCGCGCAAGCGCGUUCCAGCACGUGCCACUCCCAGAGUACCGGGACAACCUGCGCGCCAUCUGCGCGCUGCUCCGCGCGCGCUGGCCGUCGGCGGCGCUCAUCCUCAUCACGCCGCCCCCCGUCGACGAGCGCGGCCGCGUCCGAUUCCCGCGCAACGGGGACGCGUCCGGCCUGCCCGAGCGGACCAACGAGGCGGCCGGGCGGUACGCGCGGGCGUGCGUGGAGGUGGCCGCGCAGUGCGGGCUCCGGGCUAUCGACCUCUGGUCCAGGAUGCAGGAGUUCCCCGGGUGGGAGACGGCGUUCCUCAGGGACGGGCUGCACCUCACGCCGACGGGCAACCGGCUGCUGUUCGAGGAGGUGGUGUUCGCGCUGAGGGACGCCAACCUCAGCCUGGAGGCGCUCCCCGCCGACCUGCCGCUCUGCAGCGACAUCGACCCCGACAACGCCGUCAGGUGCUUCGAGGAGUGAGACCAUGCUGAGGAUAAGGUUCAGAAUUGAUGGAUAUCGGUCGAUGCCGCCCAUGAAAUUGUUUGUUUGCUUUUUUUUUUUUUACAUUAUUUGUUUUGUCCAUUCAUGUUGUACGAGAUUGUCACGGCAGUUUCGUUAUUUGUUCCGAAAUGUGGAAUAAAUAUAUGGGAUUGAGUUCGUUUCA